Molecule: messenger RNA, 1604 nt
Organism: Cyprinus carpio (common carp)
Lineage: Eukaryota; Metazoa; Chordata; Actinopteri; Cypriniformes; Cyprinidae
Product: polymeric immunoglobulin receptor-like
Source: RefSeq, a predicted model, not a curated record
UAAAGAGGAAGUAACUAAAGCAGACAGAUGUAGAGACAGAGAGAUUCACACAGAGAUCAUUCAGCAGAAAGAAGACUGUACUCAAGUCACAAUGAAGAUCCUCCUCAUCUUCUUCACUUUCUACCUGAUCUCAGCUGCAGAAAAAGACAUUGAUGUCACUGGAUAUUCUGGAGGAAGUGUUCUUGUUGAUUCUGGGGAACUUUGGUUCAGUGACUCUGUUAAAUAUAUGGCCAAAUUACCUGAGUGGAGAACAAUAAUAAAUGAUAAGAAACACAACGAAUGGAUAAAUGAUGGAAAAUUCACAUUGUUUCAAAACAAAGAGGGAAACCUCAUGAUCUACAUCAGAGAUUUGAACGACCGUGAUGCUGGAGAAUACUGGAUUGGUGUUCUUUACAAGUGGGGUAUAGAUAUGACUUUACAUGUGGAAAACGAUUUAUAUGGUAAAGUGACAAAGGGAGUGAUGGUGAAUAUUGGAGAAACUGCCAAUUUCAGUUGUGAAUAUACACAAAAUCAUAUUAAUGAUGUCAAGAUCAUACUCAAAGAAGGAAAAGACUCAAUUGAGACGAUUUACAGCAGAUGGAAGACGAAAGAAAGAUAUAGUAUUUCUGAUGACAAACAAAAAAAUGUCUUCCAUAUGAAGAUUUUUGCUGUGACACCAGAUGAUGGAGGAGUUUAUUUAUGUGGAGUUUGGAUCAACAGACACCCGUACAGUUACUACAUUAUUACUACUGUUGACCUGCACGUUAGUAUGCCUCCAGUAGUGAGACGUGAAGGAGAAUCUGCUGAGAUCUUCUGUCCUUAUGAUUCAAUCUAUAAAUCAAAGCCAAAGUCUCUCUGUAAGGGGAAGUGCUCCACUAGAGACAGAAAUCCUCUCAGUGAGACCGUGAGAGAAGAGAAAGAGACCAAGACUGACAGAUUGACUCUGAAAGAUGACGUCACUGCAAGUGUCUUCACUGGGAGCAUCACUGCUCUGACAGCAGAGGAUGCUGGGAAAUACUGGUGUGCAGUGACAUUAGAAACAGAGCUCAAUUAUCUUCACACUCAUCUGAUGGUCAUCAUGAACGAGGAGCUGAACUUGACUAAGUAUGAAGGAGACGACGUGUCAAUCCAGUGCAAACAUCAGGAUGAAGAUCAGAAAAGCUUCUGCAAAGCACAUGAAGCCUCCAUGUGUGUGAAGGAUGGAGUUUCACUGGAGACGAUCAGAGAUGAUCGAUUCUCUUUCAGUGAUGAAGCAUCUGCUGGAGUCUUUACUGUGAACAUCACUGAUCUGAGAGAAGAGGAUUCUGGGAUAUACUGGUGUGGAGCUCACAUCACCACUAAAGUCAGUCUCACUGUUAAAACAGAUUUCACCUUGCUCAACAUUAUUUGUGUUUCUUCAGCUCUUGUCCUGAUUGGUGGAUUCUCUCUGAUUAUGUGUAAACUGAACCUAUUUUUGUAUUAUGUUAUAUAAAGCAGAUAGUAAUCACUACUGACUAACCCAAUCCCUAAAAUAAAGGCCCAAACCUUUUGUCUGUCCAAAUGAGGGCAACCCAAAAUAUCUUCAGUGGGAAGUUUAUCUCAGAUGUGUUGUGAAUAGGGACAGAUGAGACUGGUGACUGAUUCAA